AUGCAACACAGUGCCUUCUCCCAGUACAGCCCCGCCGUGUGUGCCCCAGAGCUCUCCCUCCCAGUACGGCCCACCUACGGCUUCCGCAACUGCAUCCAGUCACCCUGGGACCCCGGGCUCUUCCGCUGCGUCCAGCGGUUCCUGGAGUCGGUGGCCGGCGCGGUGGACGACCUGCCGCCGGCCGCCACCGCCCUCAACCUCUCCCACAACAUCCUCCACCACCUGCCGCCCGCCGCCUUCGCCCGCCUGCCCCUCCUGCAGACCCUCGACCUGGCCUACAACCGCCUGGCCGGCAUCGCCCCGGGGGCCUUCGCCGGGCUGGGGGCGCUGGCCGCCCUCGACCUGUCCCACAACCGCCUGGCCGGGCUGGCCGAGGGCGCCUUCGCCGGGCUGGGCAACCUCUCCUCGCUGCGGCUGGACCGCAACCCGCUGGCCAGCCUGGCCCCCGGCGCCCUCCUGCCGCUGGCCAGCCUGCGCUGCCUGUCCCUGCGGGGCGGCCGCCUGCCCGCCCUGGGGCCGGUGGUGCUGGCCGUGCGGCGCCUGCCGCAGCUGCGGCUGCUGGACCUCUGCGGCAACAACCUCUCGGCGCUGGGGCCGGGGCCGCCACUGCCGCCCUCGCUGCUCACCCUGCGCCUCUGCAACAACUCGCUGGCGGGGCUGGCCGGCGGGACCCCCGGGCUGCUGCCCGCCCUGCGGGCGCUCGACCUCUCCUUCAACAACAUCUCGCAGGCGGCGCCCUUCGCCGGGCUCUGCCUGCGCAACCUCAGCCGGCUGCGGCUGGCCGGCAACCCCCUGGACGUCUUCCGGCUGCUGGAGGUCUCGGACGUGCGGCCGCGCAGCCUGGACUUCUCAGGGCUGCGGCUGGGGCCUGGCGGGGUGGACAAGGUAUGCCAGCGCCUGGCGGGCCCCCGGCUGCGGCGCCUGCAGCUGCGCCGCAACGGCAUCGGGGUGCUGCCGGACGGGGCGCUGGCCGCCUGCCCGCCCGUCGGCACGCUGGACCUCUCCGGCAACCGGCUGCGGUGGCUGGGCUGCGUGGGGCGGCUGCUGGGGCCGGGGCAGCAGCGGGAGCUGGGGGAGCUGGUGGUGGAGCACAACCUGCUGCGGCGGCUGCGCUCCUGCCGGGCGGCCCCGGCCCUGCACCAGCUGCACAACGUCUCGCUCCGCUUCAACCGCAUCCUGGUGGUGGGGCCGUGGGCCUUCGCCGACGCGCCCCACCUGCGGAUGCUGCGCCUCGACGUCAACGGCCUGGCGCAGCUGGACCGGCAGGCGCUGCAGGGGCUGCGGGAGCUGCAGGAGCUGCGGCUGGACAACAACCUGCUGACCGACCUCUACUCCGGCUCCUUCGCCGACCUGGGCCGGCUGCGCACCCUCAACCUGCGCAACAACCGCGUCUCCGUCCUCUUCCCCGGCGCCUUCGCCGGGCUGGCCCGGCUGGAGACGCUGGACCUGGGGGGCAACAACCUGCGGCACCUGGCAGCCGCCGCGCUGCAGGGGCUGGGGGCGCUGCGCCGCCUCUACCUGGACCGCAACCGGCUGCAGGAGGUGAGCGCCGAGACCUUCCGCCCGGUGCAGGCCUCCCUGGGCGUGCUGGACCUGCGCGCCAACGCCCUGCGGUACAUCAGCCAGCGCCCGCGCCAGCCCUUCCGGCACCUCCAGCGCCUCUACGACCUGAAGCUGCAGGCGCAGCAGCCCUACGGCCUGAGGAUCAUCCCCCACCGCUUCUUCCAGGGCCUGACCGCCCUCCGCUCCCUCUUCCUGGCGCAGAACUGGCUGCUGGCCAUCCCCGCCGACGCCUUCGACGACCUGGCCCAGCUGCGCUACCUGACGCUGGCCGACAGCAGCGGCGGGAUGGGCGACCUGCCCGCCGGCGUCUUCAAGAACCUGAGCCGCCUGCGCAGCCUGGACCUGGAGAACGCGGGGCUGCGCAGCCUGGGCCCCGAGGUCUUCGGCAACCUCAGCCAGCUGGAGCGGCUGCGGCUGGCCAAGAACGAGCUGCGCACCCUCGACCAGAACCUGGACGGCCGGCUGCCCGCCCUGCGCUACCUGGACCUGCGCAAGUGCCCGCUGAGCUGCGCCUGCGCCAACGCCUGGCUGCCGGGCUGGCUGGGCCGCACCCGGGUGCAGGUGGUCUACCUCUACAACUACAGCUGCGGUGGUGGCGGCGGUGGCGGGCCCCCCGCCUACCUGCACAGCUUCGACACCCGCGUCUGCUUCCUGGACGUGGGGCUCUACCUCUUCGCCGGCACCGCCCCGGCGGUGCUGCUGCUGCUGGCGCUGCCGCUGCUGUACCACCGUGCCUACUGGCGCCUCCGGUACCACUUCUACCUGCUGCGCGCCUGGGUCAACGGGCGCUGGCGGCGGGAGGAGCGGCGCUACACCUACGACAGCUUCGUCUCCUACAACUCGGCCGACGAGGGCUGGGUGUUGGGGGAGCUGGUCCCCGAGCUGGAGCGGGGCUCCCUGCGCCUCUGCCUGCACCACCGCGACUUCAGCCCGGGCAAGGCCAUCAUCGACAACAUCGUCGACGCCAUCUACAACAGCCGCAAGACGGUCUGCGUGGUCAGCCGCAGCUACCUGCGCAGCGAGUGGUGCUCCCUGGAGAUCCAGCUGGCCAGCUACCGCCUCUUCGACGAGCUCAAGGACGUCCUGGUCCUCGUCUUCCUGGAGGCCAUCCCCGACGCCGAGCUCUCCGCCUACCACCGCAUGCGCCGGGUGCUGCUCAAGCGCACCUACCUGCGCUGGCCCCCCGAGCCCCAGGCCCGGCAGCUCUUCUGGGCCAAGCUGAAGCGCGCCCUCCGGAGCGGCUACGCCGAAGGCGAGGAGGAGGAGGAGAAGGAGGAGGGGGAGGAAGGCUGUGGGGAGGGCAGCAAGCUGCCCUAG
Messenger RNA from Gavia stellata (red-throated loon), 2880 nucleotides. RefSeq names its product toll-like receptor 13. Gene Ontology annotation, biological process: signal transduction. NCBI's taxonomy places the organism in Eukaryota, Metazoa, Chordata, Aves, Gaviiformes, Gaviidae. The record is from RefSeq and is a predicted model, not a curated record. The coding region runs from base 1 to 2880 and encodes 959 amino acids. The transcript has 2 exons. Gene Ontology annotation, molecular function: protein binding.